Cervus elaphus (red deer) is the source of this 9070-nucleotide messenger RNA. RefSeq names its product roundabout guidance receptor 2 (gene ROBO2). Gene Ontology annotation, molecular function: protein binding. The record is from RefSeq and is a predicted model, not a curated record. Lineage: Eukaryota; Metazoa; Chordata; Mammalia; Artiodactyla; Cervidae. The transcript has 29 exons. Bases 602 to 5206 code for a protein of 1534 amino acids.
GUGGAGGGAGGCAACGAGGUGGCGGACGAGAGGCUGGCCAAGUCGGCCCGCCUGCAAAGUGGUGCUCUGACACAUCCUUAUUAUGGAAGUUAAGUGAAAAAACUCGGGACGUGGAGCGGCUACCGAGACGGACGCCGGGGGAAAGGAAACCAGUGGGCAGGCCAAUGUUUUUUUUCGGCAGCGCGCUGGCAAGUUUGUGGAACACUUUCUAGGAAUUAGGUCUUUUUCCUCCCCCCGACCUCCCUUCAUCUUCUUGACUUCUGAAGAAAGAACUUGGCUUUGGAUUGCCAUGGAGCCUGAGGAGAGAGGGUUAGACACACUUGAGUAACCCCUCCGGCUGGGCUGAAUUCGUGGGAAUUUAGGAAGCCAGAGUGUGGAAAUACAGCGCGCCCUCGGUUAAUUUGGAUGGAUCCAAAUGUGCGCCCUUCAACAGCUCGCCACUCUCCCCUUCUGAUCUUGCCAUUUGCUCUUCUCGACUUUAAUUAGCAGCUAGGAAGAGUCUAAACUUUGGACCUACCUCUUUUUUUGAUACUUAUUUUUGUACUUUUUGCUCUCUGGGAUUGGUUUCUUAAGCAAUCUGGAUCCUUUUUAAUAUGUCAAAAUGAGUCGGCUGAUGUUUACACAAAUACUGCUCUGUGGAUUUUUAUACGUGCGGGUUGAUGGAUCUCGUCUUCGCCAGGAAGACUUUCCCCCGAGGAUCGUGGAGCACCCCUCCGAUGUCAUUGUCUCUAAGGGAGAGCCCACUACUUUGAACUGUAAGGCCGAGGGCCGGCCAACGCCCACCAUUGAGUGGUACAAGGAUGGUGAGCGGGUGGAAACUGACAAGGAUGAUCCCCGGUCCCAUAGGAUGCUUCUGCCCAGCGGAUCCUUAUUCUUCUUACGCAUUGUGCAUGGGCGCAGAAGUAAACCUGAUGAAGGAAGCUACGUGUGUGUUGCAAGGAACUAUCUUGGUGAAGCAGUGAGUCGAAAUGCAUCUCUGGAAGUGGCAUUGUUACGAGAUGACUUCCGGCAAAAUCCCACAGAUGUUGUAGUGGCAGCCGGAGAGCCUGCAAUCCUGGAAUGCCAGCCUCCCCGGGGACACCCAGAACCUACUAUCUACUGGAAAAAAGACAAAAUUCGAAUUGAUGACAAGGAAGAAAGAAUAAGUAUCCGUGGUGGAAAACUAAUGAUCUCCAAUACCAGAAAGAGUGAUGCUGGGAUGUAUACCUGUGUGGGCACCAACAUGGUGGGAGAGAGAGACAGUGAUCCAGCAGAGCUGACUGUCUUUGAACGACCCACAUUUCUCAGAAGGCCAAUUAACCAAGUGGUGCUGGAGGAAGAAGCUGUAGAGUUCCGUUGUCAGGUCCAGGGCGAUCCUCAGCCAACUGUGCGGUGGAAAAAGGAUGAUGCAGACUUGCCGAGAGGAAGGUAUGACAUCAAAGACGAUUAUACACUGAGAAUUAAAAAGGCAGUGAGUACAGAUGAAGGCACGUAUAUGUGUAUCGCUGAGAAUCGGGUUGGAAAAGUAGAAGCUUCCGCUACCCUCACAGUCCGAGCUCGCCCUGUGGCUCCUCCACAGUUUGUGGUUAGGCCAAGAGAUCAGAUUGUUGCUCAAGGUCGGACAGUGACGUUUCCCUGUGAAACUAAAGGAAACCCACAGCCAGCAGUUUUUUGGCAAAAAGAAGGCAGCCAGAACCUGCUCUUCCCCAACCAACCCCAACAGCCCAACAGUAGGUGUUCUGUGUCACCAACUGGGGACCUUACAAUUACCAACAUCCAGCGUUCGGACGCGGGUUACUACAUCUGUCAGGCCCUCACCGUGGCAGGAAGUAUUUUAGCAAAAGCUCAACUGGAAGUUACUGAUGUUUUGACAGAUAGACCCCCACCUAUAAUUCUACAAGGCCCAGCCAACCAAACAUUAGCAGUUGAUGGCACUGCAUUACUGAAAUGUAAAGCUACUGGUGACCCUCUUCCUAUAAUUAGCUGGUUAAAGGAGGGAUUUACUUUCCUGGGCAGAGAUCCGAGAGCAACUAUACAAGAACAAGGAACCUUGCAGAUUAAGAACUUAAGGAUUUCUGAUACUGGCACCUACACUUGUGUGGCUACAAGUUCAAGUGGGGAGACUUCCUGGAGUGCUGUGCUGGAUGUGACAGAAUCUGGAGCAACAAUCAGUAAAAAUUAUGAUUUAAAUGACCUACCUGGACCACCAUCCAAACCACAGGUCACUGAUGUUACUAAGAACAGUGUCACUUUGUCCUGGCAACCAGGUACCCCUGGAAUCCUUCCAGCAAGUGCAUAUAUCAUUGAGGCUUUCAGCCAAUCGGUGAGCAAUAGCUGGCAGACAGUGGCAAAUCACGUAAAGACCACCCUCUAUACAGUGAGAGGACUGCGGCCCAAUACAAUCUAUUUAUUCAUGGUCAGAGCAAUCAACCCACAAGGUCUCAGUGACCCGAGUGCUAUGUCAGACCCUGUGCGCACCCAAGAUAUCAGUCCACCAGCACAAGGAGUGGACCACAGACAAGUCCAGAAAGAACUCGGAGACGUCCUUGUCCGCCUCCACGCUCCGGUUGUAUUGACUCCCACCACUGUCCAAGUCACGUGGACGGUUGAUCGCCAACCCCAGUUUAUUCAAGGCUACCGAGUGAUGUACCGUCAGACUUCAGGCCUGCAGGCUACAACAACAUGGCAGAAUUUAGAUGCCAAAGUCCCAACUGAGAGAAGUGCUGUUUUAGUCAAUCUGAAAAAGGGGGUGACUUACGAAAUUAAAGUCCGACCAUAUUUUAAUGAGUUCCAAGGAAUGGAUAGUGAAUCUAAAACAGUUCGUACUACUGAAGAAGCCCCAAGUGCCCCUCCACAAUCUGUCACUGUGCUGACUGUUGGAAGCCACAAUAGCACAAGUAUUAGUGUUUCCUGGGAUCCUCCUCCUCCAGAUCAUCAGAAUGGAAUUAUCCAGGAAUACAAGAUCUGGUGUCUGGGGAAUGAAACACGAUUCCACAUCAACAAAACUGUGGAUGCAGCCAUUCGAUCUGUAAUCAUUGGUGGAUUAUUCCCAGGUAUUCAGUACCGGGUAGAGGUUGCAGCUAGUACCAGUGCCGGAGUUGGAGUAAAAAGUGAGCCACAGCCAAUAAUAAUUGGGGGACGAAAUGAAGUUGUCAUUACUGAAAACAACAACAGCAUAACUGAGCAAAUCACUGAUGUUGUGAAGCAACCAGCUUUUAUAGCUGGUAUUGGUGGUGCCUGCUGGGUAAUUCUGAUGGGUUUUAGCAUCUGGUUGUACUGGCGAAGAAAGAAGAGAAAGGGACUCAGUAAUUAUGCUGUUACAUUUCAAAGAGGAGAUGGAGGACUAAUGAGCAAUGGAAGCCGCCCAGGUCUUCUAAAUGCUGGUGAUCCCAGUUAUCCAUGGCUUGCUGACUCAUGGCCAGCCACGAGCUUGCCAGUAAACAACAGCAAUAGUGGCCCAAAUGAGAUUGCGAACUUUGGGCGUGGGGAUGUGCUGCCACCAGUUCCAGGCCAAGGGGAUAAAACGGCAACAAUGCUCUCGGAUGGAGCCAUUUAUAGCAGCAUUGACUUCACGACCAAAACCACUUACAAUAGUUCCAGCCAAAUAACACAGGCUACCCCAUAUGCCACGACACAGAUAUUGCAUUCCAAUAGCAUACAUGAACUGGCUGUCGAUCUGCCUGAUCCACAGUGGAAAAGCUCAAUUCAGCAAAAAACAGACCUGAUGGGCUUUGGUUAUUCUCUACCCGAUCAGAACAAAGGUAACAACGGUGGGAAAGGUGGAAAAAAGAAGAAAAAUAAAAACUCUUCUAAACCACAGAAAAACAAUGGAUCGACCUGGGCCAAUGUUCCACUACCUCCUCCCCCAGUCCAGCCUCUUCCGGGUACAGAGCUGGAACACUAUGCAGUGGAACAGCAAGAAAAUGGCUAUGACAGUGAUAGCUGGUGCCCACCAUUACCAGUUCAAACUUAUUUACACCAGGGUAUGGAAGAUGAACUGGAAGAAGAUGAUGAUCGUGUCCCAACACCUCCUGUCCGAGGCGUGGCUUCUUCUCCUGCUAUUUCCUUUGGACAGCAGUCCACGGCAACUCUGACUCCCUCCCCACGGGAAGAGAUGCAGCCCAUGCUGCAAGCUCACCUGGAUGAGUUGACAAGGGCCUAUCAGUUCGAUAUAGCAAAGCAAACAUGGCAUGUUCAAAGCAAUAAUCAACCUCCGCAGCCCCCAGUUCCACCAUUAGGUUACAUGUCUGGAGCCUUGAUUUCCGAUUUAGAAACAGAUGUUCCAGACGAUGAUGCUGAUGAUGAAGAGGAAGCUUUAGAAAUCCCCAGACCCCUGCGAGCGCUAGAGCAGACACCUGGAUCCAGUACGGACAAUCUAGAGAGCUCUGUGACAGGUUCAAUGGUAAAUGGAUGGGGCUCUGCAUCUGAUGAGGACCGUAACUUUUCUAGUCAUAGAUCUAGCGUAGGUAGCUCCUCAGAUGGUUCCAUCUUUGCCAGCGGCAGUUUUGCACAAGCUCUGGUGGCAGCAGCAGAUAAAGCUGGUUUUAGGCUGGAUGGAACCAGCCUUGCAAGAACAGGUAAAGCCUUUACCUCCUCUCAAAGACCUCGACCAACCAGCCCAUUUUCUACUGACAGUAACACCAGCGCAGCCCUGAGUCAAAGUCAGAGGCCUCGGCCCACUAAAAAACACAAGGGCGGGCGAGCGGACCCACAGCCAGCCUUGCCUCACCGCAGGGAAGGGAUGACAGAUGAUCUUCCACCACCACCAGAUCCCCCUCCAGGUCAGGGUUUAAGGCAGCAGAUAGGCUCGAGCCAGCAUGCUGGUAACGUGGAAAAUUCAACAGAGAGAAAAGGAAGCUCUCUGGAGAGACAGCAAGCAUCCACCCUAGAAGACACAAAGAGCUCUUUGGAUUGUCCAGCUAAAACGUCCCUAGAGUGGCAGCGGCAAACCCAGGAAUGGAUAAACUCCACUGAACGCCCAGAAGACAUACGGAAAGCCCUCCACAAACAAGGUGUCGGACCAGAGGAGACGUUGGUGCCCUACAGCAAGCCCAAUUUCCCAUCUCCAGGGGGUCACAGCUCAUCAGGAACGGCUUCUUCUAAGGGAUCCACUGGACCUAGGAAAGCCGAUGCUUUGAGGGGAAGCCACCAGCGCAACGCCAGCGACCUUCUUGACAUAGGAUAUAUGGGCUCAAAUAGUCAAGGACAGUUUACAGGUGAAUUAUAGUAACUGAGAGGAGACAUGCAAAGCUGCUCUGAAAGGCCAUCAGGUCUGAACUCAUGGAAGUGAUAACACUAAUAAUCAGUGCAAUGAACAAUUUCUUUAUUUAUGUACUAUUAAAAGAACUGUAAAUGCAAUGUAAAGACACACAGCCACACAUAUCCCACAGAUAUUUUACUUGUGUUCUUCUCUUAAGUACACCACCCACCUUAACUCUUUCUUGUCAGGAGUAUAUAGAAAAGAAAGAAAACAAAGCUCGCCCUCCAGGAAGAAAAGGAUUUUCCUCUGUAUAUAAUUUCUUUUGUGCAUUGCUAUGCAAGCUCACUCUUUUUAGCUCUGUUCAUAUUAUUGUCUGUUCUUAUUGGUCUGUUGUACUAUAUGUGAAUUAAUAGGCUGUGGUGCCAUAUAUUAACUUUUAAUUGUGUAACUUUUAUGUUUAAAUUUUGCACUGCAAUUUUAUUUGGUGAUAAGCACAAAUCUCUACUCCUCGUGACAUGAAGAAAAAGACUGAAUGUGAAGGGAGUUUCUGUACUGUAAGCUAGGUUGGAUAAUGCUGGUUGUAACCAAUGACAUUAGGGGGGUUUCCGUUGGGGUGUAGAAAUAGGAAGAUGCAAAGGAACAGUGAUGUUGGCUAAGUCUUCUUUGAACAUCAGGGACUGAGUCAAUAAUAAAAAAGAAAAGAAAAGCAAUUACGUGGCUUUUACUAUUGAUAAGAACAGGGGUCAAAAGAAGGAAGUUGAAGUCCUAAAACUGAAUAGGCAUUAAAAUAUACAGGUAGCAAUGAUGUACUAAACUUGCUUUUUAAAAAAGGAAAUUAAAGUUAUGUUUAGAAACAACUUUACCUGUCAUUGUAAUUGACCUCUCAGAAUUACAACAAGCAAAGGGAAAUUAGUGUGUUUCACAAGAGCUGUAUUUAUAUUACAGUUUUUUUAAAAAGCAUUGUCUGAAUUACCAUAACUAAUCUCUCCAACUCAUUAAGUCAGAAUAUAAUAUGAAGUUCCCCAAGGAAACAAAUAAAAUGAACUCUAGAAUAUCUAGCAAAUAGUUAAAGAGGCAAUUUAUUAUUAGGACAUACUCGGGCUGCUUCCAAAUACAAAAACUCUAUUGCAAUAUCUUGUUUCAUCUCUCUAAUACAUGUACAGUACAUGCUAGAGGAUAGAGCUGCAUCACUUCAAUUCAUUACUUUUUAAAAAAUAAUGCAGUCUAUUUGCAACUUUGUGUUUCAUUUGAUUAAGAAGUGAAGUUUAUGCCACCAAAUGUAUAGCCAAAUUGUAAGUGCUUAAAAAGCAGUGUUCAGAGUAUGUUCAGUUCACAGUAAGUAGAUUUAUUGGAAUAAAUCUUUUAUGGUUCAGUCUCAGAAAUUGGCUACCAACUAAAAAAUGUUUGACCCAUUUUGAAUGAGUAAAUCGAAAAGAAUAAUUUUAAAGAAGAACAAUGCAUGUUUAUACACUUUUUAAAUAAAACCAAACCUCAUAAGUGGACAUUAAUAACAGUGUCCUGCCUCAUUUGUUUUCACGACUUUGAGAACCAGAAGUUCCUGAACAUCAGUCAUGUAUCCUCCAAAUGAAUAUGACUUUGAAAUAUUUAUUAGCUACUGUACAUGUAUAGUCAAUCAGUCAAGUAGAAGAGAAAUUUCCUGAAAUUCCCACUUGUGACAUUUUUCCAUGUGCUACCUACACAAUUGUAAAUUAUAUUUCUAGUUAUGCUUUCUCAUGUUUGUCCUAUGAUAUGUUCAGUAGUUGGUACUUUGAAAGAUAUUCACUAUGAUGGUUAAGAUCAAUUCUAAAAUAUGGGACCAGUUUGAAUGGCAAUUCAUACUCUGUGCAUUAUUGGCUCAGUCACGAAGUGUGUAUCAUACUGUUAUAGCGAAGGGAGGAACCUAGUUAAAUGUUUCCAUCUUUUUUGUUCCCUAAGGCUGCAUCAACACAGGCAAGAGUAGAGAGGAACAUAAUAUUCUUUAUGGGCCCCCUACAUCAUCUUGGUCCCAUGUAGUUCAUUUCUACACUGAAGAGAAAAAGAAUUCUGAGACACACUUACUAUACCCUUUGGCAUCUUUCUACCAUCAGUGCCUGAAUUUUAAUGCAGUUUGAUUUCUCUGGGACAGAGAGACUGGGGAUGAUGAGAAGUUUCUGUGAAGAAUGAAUACAUACCUAUAUGCAACUGUAGGAUGUGAAGAAUUUAGUUUUUUAUUUAUGCCGUCCCCUACUGCAUCUCUUUCUCUUUAAAUGCAAAGUUUUGUUCAUUUUUUGGUUCCUUCUUUAUGCUUCAUGCUCCCCUAUAACCCAAGUUAGCCUGAAACUUUAAUUCAUUACAGAUACUCCACAUAGACUUUUACCCGUGGUAACUGGCAGUAUAUGUGGCUAAUAAAUGAAGAGUUCAAAACAGUAUGUGUAUGUGACUUCUGGAGUAAUCCAGGGCAUGGUCUCAUACCUUCAGUUCAUAAAAAUUAACUGUUUUGGUGAGAGUAAGUCAGGUCUUAUGAUUACUUGGAAUGUUCUUUUACAAUAGAUCACAUUCCCCGUUAAGUCUAGUUUUAGAUUAAUUGGCUAAUAUUGCACCCAAAAUAUUUUCCUCCUGAAGAUAUAAAACAAGAAAAAAUACUGUGGCAACCCACAUGAAUUCAGGAAGACUACCAAAAAUCAAAGCCUUUGUCACCUUGCUAUAUGUAAAAAACUUCCAGUAAGUGUAAGUCAGAAUGUCAUGAGAGCUGCCAUGAAUUUUUUCAUUUGGAAGCCAGUGAAAUGAUUGGAAAUUCACAGAGCUCACUCUUGUGCAGGUCUAAACAGGGGCCUGCCUAAGCUGUCAGAGGAAGUCUAGGUAGGAGAAUGUAAUCUCAUCUUGCCCUCACAGGCAAUGCUGCUGUGUCGUCAUGCCCCCCAGGAGAAUGGCUCCAUUCUUAACAUGCAUAGUCUGCAGGGGGGACAGCGGCUGAAUUAGUAUCCAACUCCUGUAUGCCUCGGUGUACGCAAGCAGAGUGGCCCUACCCAUUCUCCAAUUCUCCCCCCAGGCCGAAUUUAAAGUACGGGGAUAUGAAAACAGCUGAUUUCUUCUUCACAGGAUUUGAAUGCAGUUCAAUGGCGAAUAUAGGAAAAUCAAGACCAGCAUUUACAAUAACCUGUAAUCAAAGGGAAGUAAAACUAUUGCAAAUUGAUUUUCUCUGGGUAACAAAACAUUAAAUGGUGUUCUAUGUCAUAGCCUAAUGCUCUAUUUAAAUAUACUUUCAAUGGGUUUUGAGUUGAAAGUUUGUAUGAGUUUACUAGAACACCUCCAGAUUUCUAUCCAACAGUUAUGUAAUUGCCCGUUGACAACUUAAUUAUAAUCCGAAGGAGCUCUAAACUGUGGUUUAUCUUCUCCACUGGAAAGUGAUUGUGUGUCAGUAUUAAAGAUAUGCAGAACCACAACAUUCACUAAUUUGUUCAUCUGCUUCUGUAUACUGUAUUUAUAGAAUUACUUGACAAGAAUUGGUGUAAAACAACAUGUCUUUCCACAUUAUCUUAGAGGUGAAGUUAACUUUUCUUUUGCUUCUCUAUGAUAUGUACUUCAAAUGAAACACCAUACUUUUUUAACGAAGUUCAAUUUACUAAUUUUUCUGAUCUCAUACUUUUCAAAAGCAUUUAUUGUGACUUUAAAGUGUUGCAAGAUAAGGGAUUCUGUGGCCGUGGGUAGACUUUUUAUACUUUGUUUUAUAGAUGGAUUUUUUUUAAUUGUAGUUUGUUUAAGUCACCAAACAGCGUCCAAAAUCUUAAUGUGUUUCAUUUGAUGUUGUUAGAUCAGAAAAGAAAUUGGCAUAAAAUUGGUUAAUAGUAUUGUCAAAGAAUUGUGUAUUGUGUACUCACUGGGAAAAAAAAUAAAAUAUAUUCACAUUUCAAA